Fomitopsis serialis is the source of this 882-nucleotide messenger RNA. RefSeq names its product 2Fe-2S ferredoxin-type domain-containing protein. Gene Ontology annotation, molecular function: 2 iron, 2 sulfur cluster binding. The transcript is spliced from 5 exons. Gene Ontology annotation, cellular component: mitochondrion. The record is from RefSeq and is a predicted model, not a curated record. Lineage: Eukaryota; Fungi; Basidiomycota; Agaricomycetes; Polyporales; Fomitopsidaceae. The coding region runs from base 76 to 612 and encodes 178 amino acids. Gene Ontology annotation, biological process: positive regulation of oxidoreductase activity; P450-containing electron transport chain.
UUGCGUACAUCAGCAAGCUCGGUGUAUGAGCAGGACAUCUCGCUCGGAAUCACUGUUCAUGACUUCGCCGAGCAGAUGGCACUCCGCCGGUCAGACACUCUCGUCGCUCAGCAGAAAGCGUGCGAUGCAUACGAGUGCAGGUUAGUGUCGAUUCGUAGCAUCAUAUUGAUGUGUUCUCACUUUGAGACUCAAGUUGUACGGCACGGGCACCUCACACGUCCCGAGCCUGGCACAGGGAUUAAGCUACACUUCAAGGACUCGAAGGGGAACCUGAUCAAGACUGUUGAAGCGAACGAGGGGGACGACAUUCUGACAUUGCGCAUGAGCACGAUAUUGACCUCGAGGGUGAGCCUUCGUCUCUGUAAAGGUGCAUGCGAGGGGUCGGUCGCAUGCUCGACAUGCCAUGUCAUUCUCUCACCGGAGCACUACGACCUUACUCCCGAGCCCGAGGAUGAUGAAAACGACAUGCUCGACAUGGCAUUCGGCUUGACCGACACCUCACGACUUGGGUGUCAGGUCCGACUGACUCGCGAGCUCGACGGGAUAACCGCAACAUUGCCCUCAGCCACCCGGAAUAUGUUCGUUGACGGGAAGAAAUCAGCGCAUCAUUAGCACUCCCACCUAAGGACAGGUCGGUUGGCCGGCAUGUCCUAAAGCCUAUUUCGUCUCUGGGCGGAGGGAGCUAUGCGUGACGAGCAAGCCCUGGAUUGCUAUCCGCUUCUCUGCAUGAUGCAUAUUGCUAUUGGGUUACUGCUGUUAUGUUGCCGCUACACAUAUUACGACAGCAACGACAUGUCGGUGUCGCAGGGGCCGUAUAUUUAUCCAUGCUGAACUCGAUCAGCCUGCUCUAAUGCGCCUUCGCCCUGUGUCCGUUGAUCCUAG